UCCACGCUUGAACAACUUGUCAUUUCCAAAAUCGAUUCCAACUGAAGUUCUUUUAAGCUUAAGGUUAUCUGCCACCCGAUUUAUAGUCGGGGGUGUUUCCAUACACUCGGCGACAAGCUUCUUUUUAUAUACACACAUACACAAGCACAAACACCCUUCUACUGACCAGCUGCCGCAAACCGAUCGUACAGGGUUGUUGUGCCGCUCGUGUUUUUUGGUCAGGUUUAACAGUCAGUCCUCGACGGGUAGUGUCGCAUCAAGGUCACACGCAGCAAGUUGGUGUGCGUACUUAGGUGCAAAUACCCGGAACGAAAACAAACUACGAAGUACUCGAACUUGCGUCGCCAAGUUGUAUUCGACUUGUGCAGCUCGUAGCGUGGUGCAACUGUCAAGCCACUCACGAAAAGUUGCCCCGCCGCACUUUCCAUAGCGAUCGAAAUAAUACGUUGGGAUUCCGGAAGUUGCGUACCCCCUCCUGUCGUCAUAGCUCGAAACCGGUAUCCACGCUAGCCCAUCGCCUAUCGCCCAUCGUUCGUCGCCAGUCUCCCGGUAAUUAACGUUAUUAUCGCUGAACGCUAUUCUUCCAUCUUUAUCCCUCUCAUCAUAUAUUCACGAUAUCUCUAAAUUUACUUUUUUGAAACAUAUAUAUAUUAUACCAUUCUUAGAAUGGCGCACAUGCGGGUAGAAGAUGAUUUAGCUUAUGGAGAGUCGUACGGCGAAAGGUGGGACAGAGAUCGCUUCGUCGUUGAGAGAGACCGCAACCGACCAGGCCCAGAGCAGAGAGAUCGCUUUGAGGAACAUGACCGUUACUUCACUCGCGGUCCCAAAGGUCGGGUCCGUGAGACCUCAGUCGAUGAAAGAUUCGAGCGAAGACCAUCGCGACCGUGGGACGAUGAGCCUCCGCUUGAGAAAAGGUACUACGAUGACCCGCCACGUUUCAGGCGCUCUCCACCUCCCGAGAUAGAGCAACGUCUCGUCAUAGAUCGUGAGAGGGACCGCGAACGGGAACGUGAACGCGAGUUUCGUCAUCCGUCACCUCCACGGAGACCGGGUCAAUUGAUCCGACGUCAGUCAUCUCUAGACACAUUUGACAGACGCCCACCGCCACGCUUUUUCGAAAGGGAGGAACCUGAGCCAAUUAUUCGCCGUGCAGACUACCGCCCCGAGCCACACAAGCCCAUUCCCCUUCCGCGAUCCAGAGCAUUACCUCCCCCGAGAAUAUACGCAGAACGCGACCUUGAGCGUGACUUCGAAGAAAUCAAAAUCUCUGAGCCCGAUCGAUAUGGCGACGAUGAAUAUCAUGCAUAUCCCGAGCGUGUCCGAGAGUUGGAAAUCGUCAAAGCCAGGAGACGGCGCGAUAGUGGUAAUUCCAGACGUGUCGAAAGCCUUCGAAGUAGAAGUACCGCAUCGGAUGACUCGAGCAGUAGUGGCGGUACUACCGUCACUGCUAAGAGUAUGAAGAGUGCUAAGAGCAUCAAGAGCGUCAAGAGCGAAUAUCCCAAAAAGGGAAAGACGAGAAUUCCGGUUAGGCUCGUUUCCAAGGCCGCGCUGAUUGAUCUUGGUUAUCCGUUUGUCGAAGAGGGUAACGUCCUCAUCGUACAAAAAGCGCUUGGUCAACAGAACAUCGAUGACCUUCUGAAGCUAAGCGAAGAAUAUAAGAAGUCCGAACUAGAGAUCGCCGCUGCUCGGUCAUCGGCCGCAGGUCUUGUGGAAGAAAGAAGAGAGGAAAUAUUUACUCUUCCACCGCCGCCACCGCCGCCACCGCCUAUUGUUGCACCUCCCCCUCCAUCAAUUAUUCAUACUGCUGCGCCUGUCGCCCCCUCUCCGCCACCGCCUGUGGAGAUGGUCAGGGAAACUUUCAUCCGUGAGGCUUCACCUACUCGAAGCUAUCGCAGUCAUCGCAGCCAUUCCACUUCUACCACCCGCACCCCGGUCAUCAUGGAACCACGAGAACGGGAAUUUAGCGAUGAGGUUGCCGUCGGACCUCUCGCAUUAAUUAGCGACCGACGGCGAGGUGAUAGAGAAAUCAAAAUGGAGAUCGCGCGACUCGAGGCAGAGCGUGAUUUAUUAAGACCCGAACGACGGCAUCACCACCAUCAUUCGCACUCCCGUCACCGGUCCCACAGUCACAGUACCGAGCGCGAACUAGUAUCGGCCGAGCGUCUGCCAACAGGUGAACUUGUCCUCUACGAGGAACAAGUGGAGAGGAUUGAGGAACCACGGCGCGGGGUGCGCAUCGAGAAGGACAAGAAAGGACCCCCACCUAGUCUAAUGAGAGCCAUGCUUGCAACCCUCACCUAGUCGCUUCAUUCUAUUCAACUACCUCUCUAAUUUUCAGACUAUCAACCUUCGAAGCGAAACAAGCAACCGAUAUCAGCCUUGACGUUGGAAACUUACGAUAAUGCGAAAUGAUUUAUUGAACUGCUCAGAUUUAACGAUUACACUAAAUCGGUAUUCACGAAAUUAUAUCAUAGAUUGGUGUGUGGCGUUCUACACAAGCCUGUGGGCAAAUUUCUGGUGUUGGCGAGGAUGAAGGGGAGUUUAUUGCGCACAGUUUGGUCAAAGACAGAGCCUCCAUCUAGGACUCGAGUUAUAUAUUUGAUGAUCUUAUUCAUUGUUGGUCUUGAUUCAAUUGUCUGCUUGUCGCCCGACUCUCGCACCGAGAGUUUGGCUUCCUUGUAGUGGAACAUGAUGAUGAUCUAAUGACGUUUGAUGAUUUCUUCACAUAUACCUAAUAUUAUUUUCAUCUAAUUCCAUAUUCUAUUAAUCAGAUGUA
This is a messenger RNA of Annulohypoxylon maeteangense, 2776 nucleotides long. RefSeq lists its product as uncharacterized. NCBI's taxonomy places the organism in Eukaryota, Fungi, Ascomycota, Sordariomycetes, Xylariales, Hypoxylaceae. Gene Ontology annotation, molecular function: microtubule binding; actin binding. The record is from RefSeq and is a predicted model, not a curated record. Bases 667 to 2301 code for a protein of 544 amino acids. The transcript has 3 exons. Gene Ontology annotation, biological process: actin filament polymerization. Gene Ontology annotation, cellular component: cytoplasm; actin filament.